Molecule: messenger RNA, 1500 nt
Organism: Durotheca rogersii
Lineage: Eukaryota; Fungi; Ascomycota; Sordariomycetes; Xylariales; Xylariaceae
Product: NAD(P)-binding protein
Exons: 2
Coding region: 1-1050 (349 amino acids)
Cellular component (GO): intracellular anatomical structure
Molecular function (GO): oxidoreductase activity, acting on NAD(P)H, oxygen as acceptor
Source: RefSeq, a predicted model, not a curated record
AUGUCCCUGUGUCCGACACUGGUGCGGACGGUUUCCCGUGGCCGCCCGGUCCGCUUUUGCUCUCGCCUAUGUCGUCCUCAGCGAGCGGCCGCGUUCUUUGCCCGCACUCCCCCCACUACCCCGACGCACCACCGUAGGUCGUUGCAUUAUUCGCCCAACCUCUUCAUGAAGCCGACGAACCCGGAUCCGGGGGAGAACCCAGCGCACGAACUGGCGCCCAAUAGCGAUGUUAACGUCGGUCGGAAGCGGCUUGCCGAUUUCGAUCUGAAGGGCAAGGUCUUCGUCGUGACCGGCGCGGCGAGGGGCCUGGGCCUCGCCCUGGCCGAGAGCCUGGUGGAGGCCGGAGGAAAAGUCUACUGCUUGGACCGGGAGGACGAGCCUGAUGAGCACUGGGCCGAGGCGAGGAGGAGGGUCGUUCCGGAGUGGGGAGGGUCGCUUCAUUACCGACAGCAGGACGUCCUGGACACGAAGGGCCUAGACAAGACGAUCACCGAUAUCGCGGACGAUCACGGCCGGCUCGAUGGCGUGGUUGCCGCGGCGGGCAUCCAGCAGGUGACGCCGGCCGUCGAGUACGAGCCGAACGACGUGGCCGACAUGCUGGCCAUCAACUUCACCGGCGUGCUGAUGACGGCGACGUCGGCCGCGCGCCAGAUGAUGAAGUACAAGACGCGCGGCAGCAUCUGCCUCGUGGCAAGCAUGAGCGGUAGCGUGGCGAACAAGGGUCUGCUGUCGCCCGUCUAUAACUCGUCCAAGGCGGCGCUGAUCCAGCUCGCGCGCAACCUCGCCAUGGAGUGGAGUCCGAUCCAGAAGGACGGCACGGGCGGCAUCCGCGUCAACUGCAUCAGUCCCGGCCACAUCCUGACCCCUAUGGUGCGCGACAUCUUCGACGAGAUCCCGGGCCUCCGCGAGCGGUGGGAGAGGGAGAACAUGAUGGGCCGCCUAGCGGAAACGACCGAGUUUAAGGGCGCCACUCUAUUCCUCCUAAGCAACGCAAGCAGCUUCAUGACCGGCGCUAAUCUCGUGAUCGACGGUGGACACACUUCGUGGUAGCUUUACCUACAGGCGUAGCGUACGGUGAACGGCGCCACCUCCGCCACCCGCUCGCUUCUGAAAGCUCAGAAAUAAAAGGAAUACACGUGUGUUGCUAUUUACUAUACAUGGUGCGGUACAUACCUGAUAUACGUAAUUACAUUUGGAUUUUUGAUACGGUAAUUGCAAUUUUUCACCGCCACCGUUUCUUGCAUAGUUAAGUCCUCGGACUUGCUGCAGCAGGGGUUGUAUACCUAGCUUCGGUGGAGGUUAAUGCUUAAUUAAACGCAAUCGUCCUACUCUGUAGAUUCGGAGUCUUAAGAUACACCCCUUACGCGUUUAUUUAGCAGCACGAACACCGGCGGACUGUCAGAUGCUGGAUUCUCGAUCGACCCGUUCGUACAGAAGCGUCUCGUUCGUCUGGCAAGGGGACGAGAACGAUAGGUAUACCGUUGCGUCGAAGAUCGAGAC